Molecule: messenger RNA, 8110 nt
Organism: Coregonus clupeaformis (lake whitefish)
Lineage: Eukaryota; Metazoa; Chordata; Actinopteri; Salmoniformes; Salmonidae
Product: trichohyalin
Exons: 6
Coding region: 150-7313 (2387 amino acids)
Molecular function (GO): GTP binding
Source: RefSeq, a predicted model, not a curated record
UGUCAUUCAUGCUUUUAGAAAUUGAUUAUGACUCUGCAUUGUUGUGCAAGACUGAGGGAGUAGCUCUUUACUCAUGAGUAAAGCCUUCCUAUAAAAGAAAAGAGCAAGAGAAAAGAGAGGAAGAAGAGAGAGAGAGAAAGAGAACAGAGAUGGAGUCACAGGGCGAAGGGUACCCUCCCUUCUCGGUCUCAACUGGUGGUGAUGAGAGUAUGCAAGGUGUAAUGCAGAAAGAGUGGAACCCUUCACUCAGUGCUCCCCCUCUCCCAGAACUUAGGCUAGUCCUGCUGGGAAGGAAAGGAACAGGGAAGAGCUCUGCGGCCAAUACCAUCCUGGGAGGAAUAGGAGGGUUUGAGAUCGGCAGACCCACCGAGGAGUGCUCGAAAAGGCGAGCCGAUCUAACCGGGAGACGAGUCACCGUGGUAGACACCCCCGGCUGGGAAUGGUACUACCCACUCAACAGCACCCCCGACUGGGUCCGGCGAGAGACGCUGCGCAGCAUGUCCCUGUGUUCCCCCGGACCUCACGUUGUCCUGCUAGUGAUACGUUCCUGCGCCUCGGUAACGGAGUCCUACAGGAAGCAGAUAGAGGAGCACCUGGAGUCUCUGGGGGAAGGGGUGUUGGACCAUACCAUGUUGCUGUUCACCAGGGGGGAUGAGCUGGGUGUGGUGCCCAUGGAGCAGAGGAUCCUGACGGGUGGGGCUGCCUUCCAACAGCUGCUACGGAGGUGUGGGAACAGGUACCAUGUCCUGGACAACAGGAGCCGAGGAGAUGGAACUCAGGUAAGGGAACUACUGAGGAAGAUGGAGGAGAUGGUGGAUAACAAGGGAGGACAUUUUGGGGCAGAUCCUGCCCUCCUGAGCUUGGAGGCAGAUGGGAGGAGGAGAGCGAGGGAACGGAGGAAGAGACAGAGACAGAUGGAGGCCCAGACUCAGAGGGGUACCAUCCGAGCUGUGCUUCUGAGCGACACUGGAUCCCAGGGCUCUGAGUGGGACGGGAAACAACCAUUCUCCAAGGGUACCCGUCGUCUCCCAGAGCUGAGACUGGUCCUCCUGGGAGAGAGAGAGACGGGGAAGAGCUCGGCUGGGAACACCAUACUUGGUGGAGAAGGAGCAGGGUUCUUUCAGACAGGGAGGGUGACGGAGGAGUGUGCCCGGUGCCAGGCAGAGGUAGCCAUGAGGCUGGUCACCGUGGUGGACACCCCUGGUUGGGAAGGCGGAGUAGCAGGCCCCACCCCAGAGAGGGUAAAGCGGGAGAUGGUGUGGGGUAGCGUGUCCCUGUGUCCCCCGGGACCCCACGCUGUGCUCCUCACCCUGAGGGUGGACACCCUGGUCGGUGCCACACCUGUAAGAGAACACCUGGAGCUCCUGGGGGAAGAGGUCUGGAGGCAUACUGUCCUCCUGUUCACCCAUGGGGACCAGCUGAGGGAGGGGGUGGGCAUUGAGCAGCACAUCCAAAGCGGGGGGAGGGACCUUAAGUGGCUGGUGGAGAAGUGUGGGAGCAGGUACCACGUCAUCAGUAAUGUGAAUGGAUGUGGGGACGCCACUCAGGUGUUAGGCCUGCUGGAGAAGGUAGAAAAGAUGGUGGCCGGGAACAGGUGCGAGGCCUUCUCGUCGCUGGUGCAGGAGGUCAGCGACCUCACCAGACAGAGGAACGAGAAAUUCAACCAGCGUCUGAAAGAGGUUGGUGACAAGAUGCAGCGUCAGGAGACGGAGCUCAAGAGGAUGAGGGAGAGGGAGGUCAAGAGAAUCCGCUGGUUUUUCAAUAGGAAGAAGAAAGUUAAAUCUCCGGGGAAGUCAGGCGUGGAAAAAGAGGAGGACGGAGGGGAGGAGGAAGAGAAAAGGAGUGAUGGGAGGAAGAACGAAAUGGGCGAACUGGAGGAGUGGAUUAGGUGGCUGACAGAGGAUAAGGAGAGAGAGAUUCAGGAUCUGGGCAUGGAAAACGACAGAGUCAUCGCUAUGCUCAAUCAGAGAAGCAGAGAGCGAGAGGAGACAGUCAACAAGCUGGAGGAGAAAGAGAGAGAGAUUGAAGAGCUGAAAGAGAGAGUUGAUGAGCAGCAAGUGAAACUGCUCAACCUUGAGCGUGUCAUCGAGGAGAAAGAACGAGAGAGAAAAGAGAGGGAGGAAGAGUUUAGAGGAAAGCAUCAGGAAUGGAGGAGGGAAGCAGAGGAGUUGAAAGACAGGAUAAACCUGGAAGAAAAAGAAAAGGAGCAGUGGAUAGAAAGAGUAAAAAUGUCACAGAACGAGAUGUAUGAGUCAAAACAGUUGUAUGAGGAGACACAUUUACAGUAUGAGGAAGAGAUGGAGAGAAAACUGCAUGAAAAAGAGGAAGCGAUGGAGAGGAAACUGCAUGAAAAAGAGGAAGAGAUGGAGAGGAAACUGCAUGAAAAAGAGGAAGAGAUGGAAGGAAUGAGACUGCUAUCUGAGACAAGCGAAACAGAAAGGAGGGAUGAGCAAAGAAAGAGAGAUGCAAGGGAAAAUAAAGAGAUGAACAAGCUGAAAGAAAUCAUUGAAAAUAAAAAUAAAGAAAUAACUGAUACACAGCAAUUGGUUACAGAGAAAGAAAAAGAGAUUGUGGAAGCGAGGGCGAGAUCUGUUGACAACGUAAAAGAAAUUGAGCGGCUGAAAGAAAAUAAUGAAAAUAAGAAGUCUGAGAUGGUGGCAAUGCAACAGCAACACACAGAGUAUGAAAGUAGGAGAGAUGCCGAGACAAUGGACAAGCUACAAGGGAAAGAAGUGGAGCUCAACAACUUAAAACAGAAGGACCGGGAAAAUGAGCGAGAACUUGUCAGUUUAAGGCAAACCAUUAAACAAACAAAGACAGAACUGGAAAACUUAACUGCCACGAUGGAGAAGGAAAUGAUGAACAUGAUACAGGAAUAUGAAAAGGAAAUCAAGACAAAGGACGUGGAGAUGAGGUUGAUGUUAGAAGACAAAGAAAGUUCUGUCAGCCAACUGCAGAAAAUGGAUGAAGAAAGUAGGAAGGACAUUUCAGGCAUGACAGAAUACUUACGGGACAGCCAGAGGAAGGUUGAGGAACUGCAGGACCUGAACGUGAAAUUGAAGAAAGAGAUGGACAACCUCAGGAAGAAGUGUCAGGAGUAUGAGGAGGACCAGGGUUUUCAGAGAUCCAGGAGUGAGAGCAGAGAGGCUGGCAUCAGAGAGCUGCUCUGUGGAUAUGAAGAGCAGUUGAAAAACAAAGAUGGGGAAAUCCACCAUGUUAUGAAAGAGUGGGAGCUGGAGGUCGUUGCGUUGAAACAGACGAACGAUGAGAGACAGAAAGAGCUGGAGAAAAUGAAAGAAGAGGGAGAGGUGAGAGAGAAACAGGUGGAUGAGAUGAGAUGGUGUUAUGAGAAGAAUCUGCGAGAAAGACAGAAUGAGCUGAAACAGACGGCUGAGGAAAAGGAGAAAGAGCUUGAGAAAAGGGAGAGAGCGUUUGAUGAGAAGGAACGAGAACAAGCAAAAAGUAAAGAAGUGCUGGAUAACAGAGGAUGUGAACUUGAGACGAAAGAGGCAGAGCUAGUGAAAAGAGAGGAAGAGCUAGUGAAAGGAGAAAGAGUGCUAGUAAAAGGAGAAGAAGAGCUAGUGAAAAGAGAGGAAGAGCUAGUGAAAAGAGAGGAAGUGCUAGCGCAAAGAGAGGAAGAGCUAGUGAAAGGAGAGAAAAAGCUAGUGAAAAGAGAGGAAAAGCUAGUGAAAAGAGAGGAAGAGUUAGUGAGAAGAGAAGAAGAGCAAGUUAAAGGAGAGGAAACGCUAGUGAAAAGAGAGGAAGAGCUAGUCAAAAGAGAGGAAGAGCUAAUUAAAGGAGAGGAAAAGCUAGUGAAAAGACAGGAAGAACUAGUGAAAGGAGAGGAAAAGCUAGUGAAAGGAGAGGAAGAGUCAAUGAAAAGAGAGGAAGAGCUAUUCAAAGGAGAGGAAGAGCUAGUUAAAGAAGAGGAAGAGCUAGUGAAAAGAGAGGAAGAGUCAAUGAAAAGAGAGGUAGAGCUAGUUGAAGGAGAGGAAAGGCUAGUGAAAAGACAGGAAGAGCUAGUGAAAGGAGAGGAAGUGCUAGUGAAAAGAGAGGAAGAGCUAGUCAAAAGAGAGGAAGAGCUAGUUAAAGGAGAGGAAGUGCUAGUGAAAAGAGAGGAAGAGCUAGUCAAAAGAGAGGAAGAGCUAGUUAAAGGAGAGGAAAAGCUAGUGAAAAGACAGGAAGAACUAGUGAAAGGAGAGGAAACGCUAGUGAAAGGAGAGGAAGAAUUUGUGAAAAGAGAGGAAGAGCUAUUCAAAAGAGAGGAAGAGCUAGUUAAAGAAGAGGAAAAGCUAGUGAAAAGACAGGAAGGGUUAGUGAAAGGAAAGGAAGAGCUAGUGAAAAGAGAGGAAGAGCUAGUUGAAGGAGAGGAAAAGAUAGUGAAAAGACAGGAAGAGCUAGUGAAAGGAGAGGAAGUGCUAGUGAAAAGAGAGGAAGAGCUAGUCAAAAGAGAGGAAGAGCUAGUUAAAGGAGAGGAAAAGCUAGUGAAAAGACAGGAAGAAUUAGUGAAAGGAGAGGAAAAGCUAGUGAGAGGAGAGGAAGAGUUAGUGAAAAGAGAGGAAGAGCUAUUCAAAAGAGAGGAAGAGCUAGUUGAAGGAGAGGAAAAGAUAGUGAAAAGACAGGAAGAGCUAGUGAAAGGAGAGGAAGUGCUAGUGAAAAGAGAGGAAGAGCUAGUCAAAAGAGAGGAAGAGCUAGUUAAAGGAGAGGAAAAGCUAGUGAAAAGACAGGAAGAAUUAGUGAAAGGAGAGGAAAAGCUAGUGAGAGGAGAGGAAGAGUUAGUGAAAAGAGAGGAAGAGCUAUUCAAAAGAGAGGAAGAGCUAGUUAAAGAAGAGGAAAAGCUAGUGAAAAGAGAGGAAAUGCUAGUGAAAAGAGAUGAAGAGAUAGUGAAAAGAGAUGAAGAACUGGAGAAAAGAGAGGAAGAGCUAGUGAAAGGAGAGGAAGAGCUAGUGAAAAGAAAGGAAGAGCUAGUCAAAAGAGAGGAAGAGCUAGUUAAAGGAGAGGAAAAGCUAGUGAAAAGACAGGAAGAACUAGUGAAAGGAGAGGAAAAGCUAGUGAAAGGAGAGGAAGAGUUAGUGAAAAGAGAGGAAGAGCUAUUCAAAAGAGAGGAAGAGCUAGUUAAAGAAGAGGAAGAGUUGGAAAGUAGAAGACGAGAAGUAAAGAACUGGGAGGAAGAUCUAGAAAUAAGACAGGAAGGACAAGAGAAACAGAACCAGGAGUUGUGGAGCCGAGAAAAAUGCUUAAAAAGAAAGGAAGAAGAGUCUGAAAGCCUAGAACAAAACAUCUGCAGCAAGGAGCAAGACGUGGAGAAAAUAGAAAAAGAGCUGCAAAACAGGAAGAACAAACUAGAUAGUAGAGAAUAUGAUUUAAAAACUUGGGAAGAAAAUAUUAAGAAAAUUGAGCUGGAUCUAGAAAACCUGCAGCGACAACAGCACAACCGUCAACUAGAGCUGGAUGAAAGGGAAAAUGAACAAGGGAGUGGGAAGGAAGAACAUCAGAACCAGAGAGAGAAUCUGGAAAAAAGAGAGAGAGAACUGAGGGCCAGAGAACAUGAACUCGACAACAGGGAACAUUAUUUGAGAUGUGGAGAACAAGGGUUGGAAAACCAGGAAAAGGAUAUGAACAACCGACAGCACGACAUGGACAAAAGACAAGAAGAAUUGGAAAAUAUACAACAAGAUCUUGAGAAAAGGGAGCUUCACCUGGAGAACAGAGAAGAAGAAAUAAAGAAGCAUACACAAGCUCUGGAAAAAAGAGAGAAAGAGAUCAAAGACCGCUUACAAGGACUUGAAAAGAGAGAACACAAUUUGAAGAAUGGAGAGCAAGAGUUACUGAACUGGAGAACAGAGUUAGAAAUUCAAGAGAAACAUAUGAGCAACAAGAGCCAAGACAUAGAAAAGCUGGAGGGGGAGGUGGAAAACCAUCAACAAGAGCUAAGGAACAGAGAGGAAGGUUUUGAAGGAAAAAUGCAAGAGUUGAGGAAUUGGGAGCAGCGUCUAGACAGACUUGAAACAGAACUAGAGAGGAGAGAGCAUGAACCGAGGAAUAUGAAUAAUGGACUCAAGGAAAAGGAGCGAGAAGUGAACCAUUUUGAGAAAGAUCCGGAUGACAGAGAUUAUGACGUGGAGACUAGAGAGCCUAACAGAUUGAUACCAAGCCAUGAAGCACAUGGAGGAGAUGUUUGUGACAGGACAGCAAGAUAUGAUGAUGUCACACUAGGGGGUAUAGAUGAUUCCCAUAUGAUGUACCAGGAAGUAGGAGUGGUGGAGAAAGAAGGAUGGGAACUGCAGGGAGAGGAACCAGAGAGGAGCGGAAGCAUCACAGACAGGGAAGAUCGGAAGAUGAUGGAAUGUGCCUCGUCUGCAAUCUUAAACAAUAACUGUCAGUUUGAAAGAAUGGCGGCGCAAGAAGCGAAAGAGGAGGCUGGACAGAAUCUGGAAGAACAGAUGAAAGAGGAGAUCGAAGAAGAGGGAGACAAGGAGAGAAAUAGAGAGCAUCCCAAACAGGAAGGGGAUUCUCAGAACACAGGGAAAGAGUGUGUUCCAUUAAAAAGAGGGAGCCAGGAUGAGAUAUGGCUGGAAGAAUGUAGAAAGAGGGGGAGAAUGGGUGAAGAGGAGGGGGAGGAGGAAGAUGAGGAUAAUUAUAAGGAAAUUGAAGAUAUAAACAUUAUCUCAGACUUAAAGUUAACUCCAAGUCCAGGCCCCAGUGUAGCAAACACUAAACACAUACAAAGGUCUGAGCUGAGGCUGGUACUGUUAGGGGAGACUUGGUCCUCCCGUUACCCAGCAGGGUACACAAUCCUGGGAAGCGAAGCCUCACACCCAGGUGGGUCCAUCUCCAUGCCAUGGCGGGGACAAAUCGCUGGAAGGCAGGUCAGUGUGGUAGAACCACUGGGACUAAAGUGGCGUAACGGACCAGACGACAACACCACCAUCACCACAGACCCAACACAGCUCCAGAACAUCUUCCAUAGUGUGUCCCUGUCCCACCCAGGUCCCCACGCUAUCCUCCUGGUCCUACCAGCCUACCUGUCAUUCACACAGAAGUAUCGGAGAGCGGUGGAACACCAUAUGAGUGUGCUUGGGGAAGAUAUUUGGCAUCGCACCAUGGUGCUGUUCACGUGGGGGGAAGCUUUAGGGGAGAGCGCGGAGCAGCACAUACUGAGGAAUGGAGACCUCCAGUGGCUCGUGGGACAAUGUGGUGGUAGAUUCCAUAUUCUGGCCAGCAGGAAGAACAACUCCCAAACAGCAGAGCUAAUGGAGAAGAUAGAGGAGAUGGUGGCAGAAAACGGUGACUAUCAAUGUAAUGGAGACUGAUCUUCAGUUGGGAUGAGUAGAGAUGAAUGGAGAGACAAAGGAUGGACUGGGAUGAUAUGAGAGGGAAAUCAUCACAAGUUGUUUGAAAUCUUUGUGAAUAGGCCAAUGGUGGGAUGUUUUAUUUCCCUCUCACAUAUUUAGCAUAAGUAGUUCACCAAUGUCACAAAUAUUCCAACUUCAAUUAAUUAUUCCUCGACCUUUUACAUACAAUUGUCAAAUAUUUACCAAACAUGCUUGCUCCAAAGGACUUUUUCAUGUAUUACAUUUCAGAAAGAUCCAAAAUGUUAUGGUCUUUUUUGUUCCAGUUUCGCACGGAACGACCCAUAAGACUGCUUGUAGGUAAAAAAGUGGAUUUACAGUAUGUGAGUUCAUAGUUUCUCCACAAGAUGGAGAUCUUGUAUCACUUUCUAUGGAUGACAGAUGGAGCGUUUCAAGAUGCUGAUGUUGAACAUGUUGAUAAUAAAUUGGAUUAAACAGUUCAAAUGUGUCCACGCACCAGUACGUUUAAUGUAGACAUUGUAAGUGAAAUAAGAGGUAGGCCCGUAUCCCGUAUCAUAGAGGGCCAGGGCCCGUAUCCACAGUAUCGCAGAGUUGGAGUGCUGAUCUAGGAUCAGGUCCCUCCUUGUCCAUGCAAUCUUAUUCAUUGAGAUUUAAAAGGUCAAACUGAUCCUAGAUCAGCACUCCUACACUGCGAUGCUUUGUGAAUACAGGCACAUUUAUAAAAAUAGAAGAUAAACUGGAAAACCGAAUCAGAUAUUGUAAAACGUGAAAUAUUAAAUAUUACUGAAUUGUUGCAA